Messenger RNA from Mucor mucedo, 1315 nucleotides. RefSeq names its product major facilitator superfamily domain-containing protein. Gene Ontology annotation, molecular function: transmembrane transporter activity. The record is from RefSeq and is a predicted model, not a curated record. Gene Ontology annotation, biological process: transmembrane transport. NCBI's taxonomy places the organism in Eukaryota, Fungi, Mucoromycota, Mucoromycetes, Mucorales, Mucoraceae. The coding region runs from base 26 to 1315 and encodes 429 amino acids. The transcript is spliced from 5 exons.
CUUUUAUUAUUUUUUAUUUUUAUAUAUGACAUCAAUAAGUGUGCCUGAAUCAUGUUCACAGAUUAAUUCAGUCAAGAAGAGGCCAAUCUUCUUUAAGUUCAGAGCAAGCAAAGUGUUUGUAUUCUGGACAGCUGCUGUGGGCCUGUUUACAAGUACCUUUGUUCAUUCGAUAUUGUUUCCGCUCUCGCCCUUUAUUGUGGCUCGUAUUAGAAAUCUGGAUAAAGGGGAUUGGACAGACCACGCAAAAUCCACGGCAAUCACAGAUAAUAUCGAGUUAACCUCGAGAGAUACCGGUGUUUUAGUCUCACUUUAUGCAGUAGGAUUAUUAGCUGGCUCACCCAUCUUUGGAUGGUUAGGCGACCGAAUCAAACAAAGAAGAUUACCCAUGCUGUUAGGUACGAGUGCUUCCAUGGCAGCGAAUUUAUUAUUUAUGCUCAGCACCACCUAUCCCAUGCUAUUGGUCGCUCGAUUUUUACAAGGCGUCUCUAAUGCAUGCGUGUGGACAAUGUGUUUAUGCUUGAUUGCGGAUAAUUGGCCCCGAGAGCAAUUAGGUGCACAAAUGGGAAAACUUGUGGGGUUUUAUCCAUUAGGCAUGAUGGUGGGAUUACCCGCUGGUGGAUUACUCUAUAGUGAGUUAGGUCACGAAGCUCCAUUUAUUGCAUCCAUGAUACUAAGUGCAAUUGAUUUCGUAAUGCGACUUGUCAUCAUCGAACGUUCCAGUGCUCCAGCAGAAUGGUUUGAAGAAGAUAAUGAUGUCGAAAAAGUUAUCACAAUAACAGACUGCUCUGCUGAAGAAAAAUCGAGUGAUAAUACAGAUAAUCAUCAAGUAACUUGGCUUCAGCUCCUAAGACAGCCUCGUUUAAUUGUGUCUCUUGCCUUAACUGCUAUUGUAGCCACUGUCAUGAGUGCAUUUGAGCCCACUCUAUCAUUAAGAUUAGCACAAGAAUGGGGCUUUAAUGCGGCAGGGUGUAGUCUCAUUGUCCUAGCGUAUAUGGUGCCUUCUAUAAUUGCAAGUAUUCUCUGUGGUAAACUUUGUGACAGAUAUGGUACAAAAAUUGUAGCUUUGGUCUCUUUAUUAUUGGCUACACCCUCAUGUCUGUUAAUUGGUGUCCCCAGCAGUAAUCAUGGAUCCUUUUGGCCUCUUAUACCUAUCUUAAUAAUGGGCGGUGUGACAAUUGCUGGGUGUCAAGCGCCUGUAUUUCCUGAAAUUGCCAAAGUGGUCGAUAAAGAAAAUAGAGGUAGCAGUAACUCAUCCGAUGGACUGGCCAGAAGCUAUUCGCUUUUUAAUGCAGCAUAUGGUAUGGUAGAAAACUAA